UUUCUUCUUUUGUAAACAAAGCGUCUGCGAAGUGAAUGGUAUGAAGACAGGCCGCAGAGCCAGAGACAAGUCGACGAAAGCCAGAAAAUUAAAACCAAAAUAUAAAAUUAGGGUUUGGACAUCGAUGGAACAUCUCAAUUCAUACUGAGUGAUGAGUCGACUUUAAACUGAAUUGCAACGGGAUUCUCCAACGGACAAGACAUAAUUCAUAACACAGUUAACAAAAGACAACCAGACAUGACUUCCACAUCUCGCCUUCAAGCUGGAGUAAAGCAAGAGUACAUCUUUCGAGAAGUCCACCAUCCUCACCAUGUCCUCUCUGGCCUCAAUGAUAUGAGAGAGAGUGGCUCUCUCACAGACACCACCAUACAGGUAAACCAGAGUCACUUUCGCUGCCAUCGUGCCAUUCUCGCUUGCAAUAGUCCAUACUUUCAGGCUAUGUUCACCAAUGAUUUCCUGGAGAAGGUCAAAGGCAUUGUGACCCUUGACAGAAUGAAUCCACUAAUAGUUGCCCAGAUCAUUGAGUUUUCUUACACAUCGCAACUGACCAUCAACACAUCCAAUGCACAGGAGCUGCUUGAAGCAGCCAGUCACCUGCAGUACCAGAGCAUUGUCAAAGCCUGUUGUCUUUUCCUUAAGAAGCAUCUGAAUCCAUCCACAUGUCUGGGAAUCAAACACCUUGCAGAAACCUACUCCUGUGCAGACUUACUUGCAGCUGCUUCAAAGUACUGCAGAGAGAACUUCAUCGAAGUAAGUCAGCAAGAAGAUUUCCUGAGGCUAUCGGCUGAUGAGCUUGCAGAUUACAUAUCUUCAGAUGAAUUGAAGGUAGAAAAGGAAGAAGUUAUUCUCAAGAUGUGUAUAAAAUGGUGUGAGUUCAGUCACGACAGGUCUGAAGCCUUCCAUCAGGUUCUGGAGAAGGUACGUCUAGUGUACAUCAUGCCGUCCGUCCUUCUAGGAUACUUGUCCAAUCCCAUCAUAAAGGAUCACAACCAGAAUGGUAAACAGAUCCUUGCAGCUAUAUCUUUGCAACAACAGCUCCAAAACAAAACAAGCACAGAGGGUUGCAGCCCUAUCCCCCGUCCUUCUACAUAUGCUGAGGUAAUGGCAGUGGUGAGCGGAUAUGGCAAGAACUAUUCAAGCGUGAGAGAUGUGGUAUACUAUGAUCCGAGCAAUGACAAAUGGGCUUCUUUAGCCCAGCUUCCUCACAGUAUCAGCAAUUUUGCUGUUUCAGUGCUGGAAGGUCAAAUCUAUGUCACAGGAGGUAAGGUCAACAGAACAAUAACCAGCUCAACAUGGGUGCUAGACCCAGCCACGAAUGCAUGGUCCAAGGGCACAGAAUUGAAUGGAGCUCGGCAGCAGCAUGGUUCAACUGCGACAGCAUCUGGAAAGAUGUUUGUGGUUGGAGGAGAGAAUGAAAGUGGUAUGGACUGGACAGUAGAGGAAUUCACCAAGUUGCAGAAGAAGUGGACAGUGGUUACAUCGCUCCAACAAGCUGUGGUAGACCCUGCUGUCGUGUCUAUCAAAGAAAAGAUCUACGUUGUUGGUGGUAGCACCGAGAUGCACAUGGCCUAUGAGCAUAUACAGUGCUUCAACACGACCAACAACAACUGGCACAUCAUCAAGCACAUCUCAAUCCCAAGCUGCCAUUUCCCAGCAGUUGCUAAUGGCAACAAGAUAUAUCUAAUGAGCGGAUUCGGCAAACAGGGUGUUAAGGUCUAUGAUGUAGAACACAAUACAAUGCUUCCCCCUGUCCCUAUGUGUAGCUCUGAGAGGCACUUAUUUGCUGCAUCAUCUGUCCAAGGUAAGAUUGUUGUCACUGGAGGUAUGGACAACUACCAGUCUCUCUCAUCAACAGAAGUCUACUGCCCUUCUACCAAUGAAUGGAAAUUAGGAGCUCCAAUGCCAAAGGCUCUCAGAGCACAUAAUUGUGGAGUGGCCUGCAGGCUCUACUUGGGUCCGCCAUUUGAUGGUGAUUGAGCUUUUCAUUUGCUAGCGUAAGUAGAAUAACAAGCAUAGGUAGUACUGUGUGACCAGGUCCUCUUCAUCAAAUAUAUUCAAAACUAAAGAUGGCUCAAUUAUUUUCAAUAGUGCAUGAGGUGGCUUCCAUAAAAUGAUGCUGAUUUACUUUGAAAAUUUUGAGGAAAAAAAAAUAUUCAAAGAGCUAGAAAACAUAUGGUUGUGUAACUUGUGUUAAGAGUGCACUAUAUUUGAGAAUGAUUUACUUUGUAUUUAGUUCAUGUGGAGUGUCGACUUUGGUUGACAGAAGUGAGCCAGUGUUGAUGAAGUUAGUUGACUGUAGUGAGAAAGAGGAUAAUUCAUGUCCCUGAAUUCUGUUAGAAUCAGCUAGCUUAUGAAGCUUCUUGCAGUAAGAACAUGGUUAUUAUUAAAAAUGAAAGUGCAUCAACUGUAAAGACAGAAGUAAAAUAUGGUUUGAAAAAGGGUUUGUUUGGCUAGUAACUGAAGUUGAUUAAAAUGCAAAGAUGGCUGUUGUGGUAGUUAUGUACGUUACAGUUCCUAAGUUGUAAUGUUAGAAAAACACGUUUAUCUGUAAAUGGUAAUUUUUAAAACUAUCCAUGAUGUUGCUGUUUUUCUCUUAUAUUUGAUUUUAUACAGCACUGCAGUUUUGGCAGACGUAGCUAAAAUUAUGGUUAGCUGGAGUGUCAGUGACUAUUUUCUUUUUUAAUUCCUUCUAGAGAGAAAAAAAAAAUUAUAUUCCAUGUGUAUUAAAUGGGAAUAUUAAAUAACCAGUAAGGAUUUGUAAAGAAACCUAAAUUUUCUGACAUAUAUUCUUAUGUAUCUUUAUGAAAGUUUGAAGAAAGUUAGAAGUGCAAUAAAUAAUGAGUCUACUCAAUAGUACUCAUGGAUUAUGUGACUGGAUCAUUCUACAAUAAGAUCAUUUAUAGUUCAUGUAGAAUAGAAUAUAGUUUCUUUGAUAUAGGUAGUGAUCAAUGUCAUGGUGGUCAGAGCUGGAUCCCGUCUUACAAAGAGUUACGAUUGAUCUGAUCAAUCUCAAGUAUAUGGAAAUCAAUCAAUGUAAUAAUUUUUCUUUAGGAAAUUUGAACAAUGUCCUUUGUAAACAAAGAGAAGCACGCUGAAUAUUCAAGAAAAAUAUGAAUGUAUGAUGCAUCUCGAAAAUAUUUUGAACAAACAUGUUUUAGAUGUUGACGUUGCUGGUUUUCCAUAGGUGUGGUUGAUUGGAUCAACAGGUCCUGGUCGGAACCUUCCAGUGCUCAAAAUUUCUGAACCGGUUAGAAACCUUGCGACUCUUAUUUUCUGACCGUCACAAUGCUAGUCAAUGCACUAUCACAUCUGUCUGUUGGGCACUAAUUUCUCCUCUGACAGAGGAGAUGAUAAUGAAAUUAUAGUAUAUAUUUGGAUAUAUGAUAUUCUCAAUUGUGAAAUACAGAUUUUUGUGAAGAACCAACUGAUGGAAACAAAAUGUAAGCCUAAUGAUAGUUCUAUACUUUUGUAAGAUGUGAAUUCAUAUGAAGAUAUUCCAAUAGUAUACACAUUAUUGAACCCUUGCAACAGCUUUGAUAGGCUUUUUUGUUAGUAUUUACAUGUGCAGUUGUGAAUUACACAAACUCCUUGAAAAUUUAUAGCUAAGUUUGAGCUGAUAUGUUGCCUCAGAUUACCAUGAUAUGAAUAAGAAAAGACAUUGAUUUAAAAAUCUUCUUCCAGAGAGAACUAAUAUACCCUUGGCUUCUGUCUCUAAUGUUAUCAUUAUAAUACUGUAUUCAUGAAGCAUGUUGCAGUCAGGAUUCAAAAUAUCAAACAUUGAACCCUUAUUAGUCUACCCCAGCAAGUUGAUCUGAAUUAUAUAAAUUAAAAUCUCACCAAAAUCAAAUUUAGAUAAAUAUAGAAUUUGUAUGUUUUUCAUAUUUUCACCAAAUGGUUUUAUGCACAGUAAGGUUGGUAUGUGGAGGGAGUACGAUGAUGUAACGCUCUUAUCUUUCCUCACAUUAUUUUGAAAUAAUUUUCUCCUUCAUGUACGAAUAUACAUAUUUUAACUCAACCUUGAGUAUGUGAAAUCACCUUUAUUAUUAAAACUCAUGAUUAAAUCAAGUGCUUCUUUAUUAUGACAUCUAAACAAAUGAAAUUUGUGAUAUUUCGUAUAAUGAAAUAGAAAAGAAUAUUUACCGUGUGAUAUGUUAAGCUCUAAUCACCCUUGUUGUUCAUUACUGCUUUUUUUUUUAAUUGACAUGAUCUUUAAAAUAUUGUGGCUUAUUUUAAAUCCAGUUUAAGUUGAUAUUCACAAAAGAAGUUUGAUUAUGGGGUCCGGAGAGUCGUUGUGCGAUCCCCAAGCAUUAGAUCACCUUCGCAUGUUUUCCCUUACAGAAAUAAAUGAUGGGCCACAAAAUAUAGCUUUAAUAGCCCCCCCCCCCACCAAAAAAAAAAAAAAAGCAUGGGCCUUACAAUACAAUACAGUUGUGGAGUAAUAAGGCCAAGUCGUAACUGUACGCCAAGUUGGCAAAUGCAGAUAUUUUAUAACAUGUUUGGAAUUCCAUUUUGCAAAGUGUUUUGGGAAAAGUUUAUUGAUGCAGCCUACACACUGUAUAUUAUAUGUCAACUGUAAUAUUUGACAAAUGCAAUAUUUUUUUUGUAUUAAUUUCCAUGGAGGACAGCUAGACCUUAGAUAUGUACAUGAAAUUGUUACCUUGCAAAAAUUAUAUUAGUGGCUAGCAAUAUCAUCUUGUUUAAAUGUAUUUAAAAAGACAUUUAAAAUGCAUAAUUGGUACUGCUAAUUCAUAUUCAGAACAUUUUGAAACUAAGAACAAGCAUGUGGAUUAAGAACAUACUUACUGCCAAUUUUAUUGUUUCCAAACUCUUGUCAUUACAGUUACAUUCAUGCUAUAAUUUGAAUAAUCUUAUCAUUUGAAAUGCAUUGUGUAUUGAUAACAUGAUAUCUCCAAAACAUUUUGAAUUGAGCAUGAAUGGGGAUUAUAAGUUGCUAAAAUGUUAUUGUCACCUUGCAAAAGUGUAUGUUUUCAGAGUUUUUAUUUAUGUUUACUAAAUGCAUUUUACAAUGGGGCAAUUCCAUGGAAAAUGUUCACUUCAGAGAAAAAAUGAAGUUUCAGAUCUCACUUAAGCAGUCAUAUUUUCUUAAAAAGUAAUCUAUAAAGUUUCAAUUUCCAAUAGAAAAAUCGCAAUAUUGACAAAAUUUUGUAGUUUUUUCCAUCAUC
This is a messenger RNA of Lytechinus pictus (painted urchin), 5183 nucleotides long. Its product is annotated as kelch-like protein 20. Lineage: Eukaryota; Metazoa; Echinodermata; Echinoidea; Temnopleuroida; Toxopneustidae. The record is from RefSeq and is a predicted model, not a curated record. The transcript is spliced from 2 exons. The coding region runs from base 238 to 1977 and encodes 579 amino acids. Gene Ontology annotation, molecular function: protein binding.